Penaeus vannamei (Pacific white shrimp) is the source of this 570-nucleotide messenger RNA. The record is from RefSeq and is a predicted model, not a curated record. Lineage: Eukaryota; Metazoa; Arthropoda; Malacostraca; Decapoda; Penaeidae.
AUCAAAAGGGUAAUUUUUAAAUCAUAAUCUUUAAAUUUAGUUUUCUGUUGGCUUAAUAUCUACCUCACGCAGGGUUACGAACACUUGAUAUAAAGAUGCGGGGUUAGAAAGCACUGAAUAUUUUACGUCUUGAAGUAUGUUGAGGAGAACUUCUUUGCUAAGAAAAUGGCUGCAAGUUGGUGCUGUGGGUUAUCCUUCAAUUCCCAAACCCUGCAAUAUUCGCCCGAUGUUGGAUUCUCUUUGUUAUGGUCCAGGAGCCUCACAGAGCCUCACAUGUGGCCCACGUGAGAGAGCCUCUCUGUCCACUUCUGUUAUUGCCUUUAAGAAGAGGAAAUCUAAGGAUGAGAAGAGUUCAGUAUCCCUCAACCCUAAAGGUCUGAAGAAAGAAAAGAAUCCUGUAGUCGGGGUUUGGAAGAAUAUGACUGUACAGGAAUUAGCAGAUGUUCUUGAAAAAGAUCUUGAUGAUUUGUAUGAAAUAUUCUUGUUUGUUGACAACAGUGAUCCAUAUGACAGGCCACAGGCUGUCAUUGAUAAUUUAAAAGUUAUACAAGACAGUGUCAAAAAGGCUGG